Messenger RNA from Oncorhynchus masou masou (cherry salmon), 3154 nucleotides. RefSeq lists its product as uncharacterized. NCBI's taxonomy places the organism in Eukaryota, Metazoa, Chordata, Actinopteri, Salmoniformes, Salmonidae. The record is from RefSeq and is a predicted model, not a curated record. The coding region runs from base 311 to 1279 and encodes 322 amino acids. The transcript has 7 exons.
UGGUAGUAGUGUAUGUCCACUAAGGAGAGUGAAAGGGGAAAUACAUCGUUGUCGGUAGUGGCUGUGGGUAAUCGGUGUAUUUUUAUUUUUCCUAGCUGUCUCGUUAAAUUGUUUCUAAAUUUUGCAUAUUGUGGAGGUGAACAAUCCAUUUAACCGGGAACGUUUACGAUAAGGGGUAAUGGCUGCACGAUUAUGCAUGCGGAUAGAAUGACCUGUUGUUAUUUGUUAGUCUAGCUAGCUACUAUGUAGCUAAGUUAGCCAGCCAGUUAAAAAAAACUGUCGUGUUGCUAGCUAACCGUAUAGUUUAGCUAUGUCAGGCAACAGUCUUCCGCCUGUGCGAAAUCUUCCCCACUGGUCCCGCGUUGGAUGUCUUGACAAGCCUUGCUUUCCACAACCACGUCCUUUCCCGUUUAACCACCUUGAACCGCUGUCCGAUUCACCCCGAGGGGACAGAGGGGGAGAGGUCUCAUCUCACCGGGACAUGGAUACUCGCGUUGCAUCGCUUCAGAGGAAUAUUCAGUUCCUGCAACUACAGCACAAGGACACUCUUCAGAAGCUACACGGUGAAAUAGAUGACCUCAGACGGGAAAAUAAAGAGCUGCAGUAUAAGCUGAUCAUGGAGCCUUCAAAGUCUUGCAGAAAAGGUAUUUCUUUAGGAUCAAGCCACCGGAGCACAAGGCCACCGACACAGGGCAGUGAGGCCCAGACAGAGGGAGUGAUCUACCUGGAGCAACCUUUACAAGAAACACGCCCAUCUCAAGACCCAUGGCUCAGUAUAGCGGGGGACGGUUGUGUGGCUCAUGCCUACACUGAGAACCCCGGAGUGGCAAAGCUUGAACACGAGUCAGAGUUGAGGGGAGGCCUCAUCACCUCUCUACAACCCCUCCGGAUCCACAGCAGUCCAUCCCAUCCCCCCCGACCCCCCACCCUUCAGGAAUGUGAGGUUAUCAUACGGCAGCUCUACAACGCCAACAGCCUGCAGUCUCAGGAGAUUAUACGUGUGAAGGCUGUCCUCCGAGACAUUGUGUUCAACAAGAAAAUCACUCCUGAGAACUACAUCAUGACAAAGGCCUACCUUGCUGACAGCACCAGCAAGGCAGAGAAGUUUCCCCAACUAGCACUUCAACCACUUCCCAAGAGAAUGUCUGGGAACCAGGCAGGGGUGACAGAGAGGGUGAUCCUCCCAGCCCUCAAACAGCACCUGAGCUCCAGCAUCGCAGAGAGGCAGAAAAGGACCCAGGCUGUACAGAGGAGCAGGCUGAGGAGAACAGUGCAUUGAGAGGGACAAAGAGUACAGCAGGCCAGCCAGCACCGCAGAACCAAAGCCUCUUUAAAUAAGAUCAGGACCAGCUCCUAUUAUGGCCAUUGAAGGACUUCAAUUACCACUGAAUGAAUGUUAACAGUAGCUGUCAAAAGUUUGGACACACCUACUAAUUCCAGGGUUUCUUUAUUUUUACUAUUUUCUACAUUGUAGAAAUACAUCUCAUUGUAGAAAAUAGUGAAGGGAAAAGGGGAUAUGUAGUCAGUUGUCCAACUGAAUGUAUUCAACCGAAAUGUGUCUUCCGCAUUUAACCCAACCCCUCAAUCAGGGGAGCUACCUUAAUUGACGUCUUCGGCGCCCGGGAAACAGUGGGUUUACUGCCUUGCUCUUGCAGAACAACUGAUUUUUACCUUGUCAGCUCGGGGAUUCACUCCAGCAACAUUCCAGUUACUAGCCCAACACUAAGCACUAGACUACCUGAAUAUGGAAUCAUGUAGUAACCAAAAAAAGUGUUAAACAAAUCAAAAUAUAUUUUAUUUGAGAUUCUUCAAAAUAGCCACCAUUUGUCUUGACAGCUUUGCACACUUUGGGCAUUUUCUUAACCAGCUUCAUGAGCUAGUCACCUGGAAUGAAUUUCAAUUAACAGGUGUGCCUUGUCAAAAGUUAAUUUGUGGAAUUAAUUUCAUUCUUAAUGCGUUUCAGUCAAUCAGUUGUCACAACACAAGGUAGGGGUGGUAUGCAGAAUAUAGCCCUAUUUGGUAAAAGACCAAGUCCAUAUUUUGGCAAGAACAGCACAAACAAGCAAAGAGAAACAACACUUCAUCAUUACUUUAAGACAUGAAGGUCAGUCAAGCUGCAAAAUUAAGAACUUUAAAACUUUCUUCAAGUACAGUCGCUAAAACCAUCAAGCGCCAUGAUGAAACUGGCUCAUGAUGACCACCACAGGAAAGGAAGGCCCAGAAUUACCUCUGCUGCAGAGGAUAAGUUAGAAUUAACUGCACCUCAGAUUGCAGCCCAAAUAAAAGCUUCAGGGUUCAAGUAACAGAAAAAUCAACAUCUGUUCAGAGGAGACUGUGAAAUCAGGCCUUUGUGGUUGAAUUACUGCAAAGAACCACUACUAAAGGACACAAAUAAAAAGAAAACACUUGCUUGGGCCAAGAAACAUGAGCAAUGGACAUUGGAGAUCUGUCCUUUGGGCUGAUGAGUCCAAAUGCGAGAUUUUUGGUUCUAACCGCCAUGUCUUGGUUCACCUACUCUGUCUCACUAAGGAGGAGAGUGAUCACCUGACCUCAACCCAAUUGAGAUGGUUUGGGAUGAGUUGGACCGCAGAGUGAAGGGAAAGCAAUCAACAAGUGCUCAGCAUAUGUGGGAACACCUUCAAGACUGUUGGAAGAGCACUGGGGUGGCAGGUAGCCAAGUGGUUAGAGCGUUGGACUAGUAACCGAAAGGUUGCAAGAUCAAAUCCCAGAGCUGACAAGGAUAAAAUUCUGUCGUUCUGCCCCUGGACAAGGCAGUUAACCCACUGUUCCUAGGCUGUUAUUGAAAAUAAGAAUUUGUUCUCAACUGACUUGCCUAGUUAAAUAAAGGUACAAUUAAAAAAAAUACAAUUCCUAAUGAAGCUUGUUGACAGAAUGCCAAGUGUGUGCAAAGCUGUCAUCAAGGUGGCUACUUUGAAGAAUCUCAAAUAUGUUUUGAUUUGGUUACAACAUGAUUCCAUAUGUGUUAUUUCAUGUCUUCACUAUUAUUCUACAAUGUAAAAAUACUAAAAAUCAAGAAAAGCCCUGGAAUGAGUAGAGAACGUGUAAGCUUUUGACUGGUACUGUAUAUAAAGUUAAUAUUUCAAUGUACAUACAUUUUUAUUUCUCCCUAUUAAACUUAUUUUGGUGUGCCGUU